Messenger RNA from Priapulus caudatus, 1205 nucleotides. Its product is annotated as vegetative cell wall protein gp1-like. The record is from RefSeq and is a predicted model, not a curated record. Lineage: Eukaryota; Metazoa; Priapulida; Priapulimorpha; Priapulimorphida; Priapulidae. The transcript is spliced from 6 exons. The annotation marks the transcript as partial.
AUGGUCGUUCAGAAAGUAAAGCAUGAGUUGAACGCAAACAUAGGUGCGGAAUACUACAAGAUCAGUUAUAAGGUAGAAGUUGCUCAGUCAUGGCCUUGUUGGACGUGGAAGUUGGACGAACCGCCGACGUACGCAGAAGUGAUCCUAGAAGACUUACGCAUGCAUCAGACUUACAGGAGCGAUGACAUCAUGAGCCACCAGGGGCCGCCACCGAAGCCCGCGCCGGCGCCCAAACCCUCGGGGCUCGCCACGAAGCAUCCGGUCAAUCUCCUUGACGAUGACCUUCCAGUCGGCGACCUCUUGACCUACGAGUUUGGCCCCACGCUGCCGCCGCCGCUCCUCCCGCUGCCACCCAGUGGCGCCCUCCCGUCAUCUCGCGAUCCGUUUGACGUGGCGCCGGUGACGAGCGGACCGUCUCGUCCGUUACCGACGUUGCCGAGUCACACCGCCUACGCCGGCGCCCCCUCAGUCACCGCCACCGCCUACGCCGGCGCCCCCUCAGUCACCGCGCGCCAGAAACCGACACUACCCCAGAAGCCUGUCGGUCACGCGGCAGCCCAGCAGGUGGCGCCACCCGUCCCCGCGGCGCGUCACAACUGCUGGGUGUCGUUCGACGGCCAGGAGCAGCCGCCGGUGUUGCCGCGGCGACAGUCGCUGUCUCAGGACCGGCUGUCGGCGGCCAGCGCGACGGUGGCUCCCCCUCGCAGCGUGACGCACGGCAGCCUGGAGCAGCUGGCGGCUCCUACCGCCGCCGUCCGCAAGACGUCGCUGACUGAGGGCCGAAAGAAGGUGGCGCCACGUCCUCCGCCGCCGACGACGAAGCAGAAACCGACGGUGCUGCGCCCUACGAAGCCUCGGACGACGGGAAAGCCGCCCGCCGCCAGAGGGAGCCUGAGUGCAAAGUCGUCAAGUGUGAAAACGAAUGCGCCGCCACCUCGUCCACCGAGCACGUACCUCAGCUCACAGAGCUUCAACCGCAGGGGGUCAACGCGCAGUGCAGGCACUGCUUCCUCCUCAUCCUCCUCCUUUAAUCCCCCGCAUGGAGUGCAGCCACACACGGCGGGCCGCAGUAAGCAGAACACGGCCUUGGAUUGGGGCACGCAGACGACAUCGGCGAGCAAUCUGCCUCCGAGACCGGGGCCGGGCCAUCCUCUAUACCACUACACGGUAACGGGUCCGCACGGCAUCAUUGUUGUUAUAUGCAG